CUGGUUUACAGCAUGCAACACCUGAGAAUUUGCGCGAUGCAUUUCUUCAUUUAGACAAAAUCCUCCUCUCCGACUGGAAGACGCAGCACACUGGGUCGACAGGUAUUGUUGCGUUAAUAGAAGAAAUAGAAGAGCCUCAAGAAUUUUUAGUAAUGGGUAGAGAAGUGCUGUCUUCACCGUCUUCUUCGUCUCUCUUCGACGCUUUAGAACCUCAAGACAGAGUCGGCGUUGCGAGACCGUCUCCUCAGCUUACUCGUUUAGGAGGAAGUGAGAAACCUGCAUUUCUUAUCACCAUCGCUAACGUCGGGGAUUCUCGAGGGACGUUGUUUCACAGCGACGGCGGUUUCUCAAUACUAUCUCGCGAUCACAAGCCGACAAACAAAGAAGAACUAGAGAGAAUAAAGAGGGCCGGAGGCUUCGUGACAGUGUCUCCUUCGUCGGUACCCAGGGUAGAUGGAAUACUAGCUCUUUCAAGAGCAUUUGGAGACGGACUGUUUAAAGACAAUCGAGAGCUGGGGCCGACAGAGCAGCGAGUUGUUGCAGUACCUGAUGUUCAUACUUUCUUUGCUUUUCCUGGGGACGUUUUAAUGCUUGCAUGCGAUGGUGUAUACGAGCCAGAGGCAAUGAACUGGGUGUUCGUUUCUCACUUCAUGAUGACGCUGUUGUUCGAGCUACAAAAUGAUUUAACAGAGGCCUCCGUCAAACUUUUAGAGCAGGCUUAUCAGUCCUUCUCUGGAGAUAAUAUCUCUGUCUUACUUACAAGGUUUGAAAAGGGGGAGAACAAGGAAAGGCUAUUCAGGCGUUUUGAAGUUACCCCCGAAGGUCAUGUAGUGUCAGAAGGCGGUGCUUCGGGCGACUUUGCUGCUUCUGCUGGAGAGCAGAGCAGCAUAGAUGCUUUUAAAGGACCAUUACUACAAGCAGGAAGCGAACCGAUUACUUUAUAA
Messenger RNA from Eimeria acervulina, 944 nucleotides. RefSeq lists its product as hypothetical. Gene Ontology annotation, molecular function: protein serine/threonine phosphatase activity. NCBI's taxonomy places the organism in Eukaryota, Apicomplexa, Conoidasida, Eucoccidiorida, Eimeriidae. The transcript has 7 exons. Gene Ontology annotation, biological process: protein dephosphorylation. The record is from RefSeq and is a predicted model, not a curated record. The annotation marks the transcript as partial.